Molecule: messenger RNA, 1032 nt
Organism: Tinamus guttatus (white-throated tinamou)
Lineage: Eukaryota; Metazoa; Chordata; Aves; Tinamiformes; Tinamidae
Gene: P2RY13
Product: purinergic receptor P2Y13
Biological process (GO): negative regulation of adenylate cyclase activity; G protein-coupled receptor signaling pathway
Cellular component (GO): membrane
Molecular function (GO): G protein-coupled purinergic nucleotide receptor activity
Source: RefSeq, a predicted model, not a curated record
AUGGGGGACUCGGCAAACAUGACCAUCGGCAGCGCCUCCAGCGGGCCGCCCUCGCUGGCCACGUGCCCCCGGGACACCAGGACCACCCAGCUGCUCUUCCCCGUGCUCUACACCCUGGUCUGCCUUCUGGGACUCGCGCUGAACAGCCUGGCUUUUUGGGCUUUCUUCCACAUUCCCAGCACAUCCACGUUCAUCGUCUACCUGAAAAACACAGUGAUCUCCGAUUCCAUAAUGACCCUGAUGCUUCCUCUGAAGAUCCUCACGGACUCCGGCCUGGGGCCGUGGCAGCUCAAAGCGUUUGUCUGCCGCUUCUCAGCCGUGGUGUUUUACGAAACCAUGUACAUCAGCAUCGUGCUCCUUGGUCUCAUUGCUUUUGACAGGUUUCUCAAGAUUGUGAGACCGUUUGGGAAGUUCUGGGUGCAAAACGUUACCUCAGCCAAAAUCCUCGCGGGCCUCGUCUGGCUCUUCUUCUUCGCCCUCUCUCUGCCCAACAUGAUCUUAUCAAACAAGCAGGCGACGCCGCGGUCGGUGCGCAAGUGCGCCGCGCUGAAGAGCGACCUGGGGCUGAAGUGGCACGAAGCCGUCACCUACAUCUGCCAGGUCAUCUUCUGGACCGUCCUCAUCCUCAUGCUGCUCUUCUACGUCGUGAUCGCCAAGAAGGUGUUCGAGUCUUACACAAGGACACAGAGGAAGGACGACAAAAGCCAAGGGAAGGUAAAGGGGAGGGUAUUCAUCAUUUUCACUGUGUUUUUCCUGUGCUUCGCCCCGUUUCACUUCAGUAGGAUCCCCUACACGCUAAGUCAGACCCGGGGCGGGAUGGACUGUCGCCUGCAGAAGCGGCUCUUCGUGGCCAAGGAGAGCACGCUGUGGCUCGCGGCCACCAACGCCUGCAUGGAUCCCCUGAUCUACCUGCUCCUGUGCAAGCCCUUCGGGGAGAAGGUGCUGGGCAGAAGGGCAGAGACGCGCGCGAAGGCAGCGCCUAUGAACCCCGCGCCCGAGCUGGACACCGCAGUGUCGGCCAGCGGGCCCUGA